Molecule: messenger RNA, 6272 nt
Organism: Temnothorax curvispinosus
Lineage: Eukaryota; Metazoa; Arthropoda; Insecta; Hymenoptera; Formicidae
Gene: hrg
Product: poly(A) polymerase type 3
Exons: 12
Coding region: 643-2514 (623 amino acids)
Cellular component (GO): nucleus
Molecular function (GO): RNA binding; poly(A) RNA polymerase activity
Source: RefSeq, a predicted model, not a curated record
GCCAGCGUUGUAGGUGGUGUGCGUGGCGCGGGGUGCGCGGAUAUACGUGUUGCCUACGAUUAUUUUUCUUCGCGUGCGUUAACCGCGUUUAUUUACGUAGCGUCGCGACGCAGUGCGGAGACCCGGAUCCGCGACGCCGCCGCCGCCGCCGCCCGCCCGCCGUUCGACGCGACGAGGGGGUUAACAACGCCGGGAAACGCCGCUGCCGCGCGCGUACGCACGCAACCGGGAAGACCGCCGCCGAGAUCUCGGACUUCUCGGACGCGCUUCGCCACUCGCGCGGUACUCGCACGUCUAAAUGCGACCGCCGUUCCCGCGGAGGUUGUUUACAGGUAGCCCCGCGCCGUCGUAAGGCCGUGACCGUCAGACGGUGGUGUCCGCGUGGCGCGUGGAUUUCCCCCAGGGAACUCGACGUCGUCGUCGUCCUCGCCGUCGUCGUCGUUCCCCUCGUCAGCGACUGCAGCGCGACUCGACGCGCCGCGCUAUGCCGCGCUAAACGCGUGCACUUGUGCUGUGUUUUAUAACCUGACAACACGAGCGGAGUACUUCGUCCUGUACAUCUUAUUUAUCAUGCCGUUGCAUCUUUGACGAAACAUUAUCAAGCAUUAUCAAGCGGUUCAUACUUAAUUGAAAGAUAUCAAAAUGUGGCCGACGCAAAGUAAUAAUAAUUCUAGUGCGAACUCUGCGUCAAGCGAGAAGAACAAUUUACGCACUCUAGGGAUGACAUCAGCUAUCAGCGUGGCUGAACCCAAGCCCAUGGACAUUGCCAGAACCAACGAAUUGAAGGAGGCCCUGAAACCCUACAAUGUUUUCGAAUCUGAGGAAGAGUUGAACCAUAGAAUGGAGAUUUUAAGCAAACUGAACGCACUGGUUAAACAAUGGAUAAGGGAUACGAGUGUAGCUAGAAACAUGCCACCUAACGUGGCCGAACAAGUGGGUGGUAAAAUAUACACGUUCGGUUCAUAUAGGUUAGGUGUACAUCACAAAGGCGCAGACAUUGACGCAUUGUGCGUUGUACCGCGUCAUAUAUAUAGAACGGAUUAUUUUACGUCCUUUUUCGAAUUAUUGAAAAUGCAGGAAGAAGUCACAGAUUUAAGGGCAGUGGAGGAAGCCUUUGUACCAGUUAUAAAAAUGAACUUUGAUGGUAUAGAAAUUGACAUGCUGUUUGCAAAGUUAACACUUAAGGAAAUUCCAGAUUCAAUGGAUCUCAGGGAUGACAUGUUAUUAAAAAAUCUUGAUCAGAAGUGUGUCAGAAGUCUUAAUGGUUGUAGAGUAACGGAUGAGAUACUGCGUUUAGUACCUAAUAUAGAAAAUUUCAGAUUGGCUCUUAGAGCUAUAAAAUUAUGGGCAAAACGACAUGGCAUAUACAGUAACGUCUUAGGUUAUCUUGGUGGUGUAUCUUGGGCAAUGUUAGUCGCUCGGACGUGUCAGCUUUAUCCUAAUGCCGUGGCUGCAACUCUGAUAGAAAAAUUUUUCCUUGUAUUCUCUCAAUGGAAGUGGCCACAGCCAGUACUUUUAAAACAACCUGAUAAUGUCAAUUUAGGUUAUCCAGUUUGGGAUCCAAGAGUCAAUGUGUCAGAUAGAUAUCAUCUGAUGCCAAUAAUUACGCCAGCGUAUCCUCAACAAAACUCUACCUUCAACGUGUCCGUAUCGACUAGAACCAUCAUGCAAGAAGCGUUUGAAAACGGACUGGCCAUAACUGAGGAAAUUAUCAUGGGUAAAGCAACGUGGGACAAAUUGUUCGAGCCGCCAAACUUUUUUGGCAAAUACAAGCAUUACAUCGUAUUGUUAGCCAAAAGUGCAAGCGCGGAGGAUCAACUUGAGUGGUGCGGCCUUGUCGAGUCAAAAAUACGACACUUAAUAGGUAUGUUGGAAAGGAAUCCUCAUAUUACUUUGGCACACGUUAAUCCGGAGGGGUUUCCACCAUUGAAUCCCGAAUCCGGCAAACAGUGUUCUAUGUGGUUCAUCGGCCUGGCUUUUGCUAAAUGCGAAAAGAACGAAAAAAGCGAGAAGGGCGAGAAUAUCAACGUUGACCUCACAUACGAUAUCAAAUCCUUUGUGGAUACAGUUGAGAGGCAAGCAGAACAAAUAAAUAUGUUCAAAGAGGGAAUGUGGAUUGAAGCUAAACAUGUAAAAAGGAAGGACUUGCAUACUUAUGUAUCGCCAAGUUUGCUAAAAAAGGACAGGAAGGUUUCUAGCAGUGUGCAUCGGAACGGCAACAUUGCUGGAAAUGGAAACAGUGGUAGCGUAUCACCACGAAGUCAAGGCGAUACAAGUGGCAAGAAGAGAUUAUCAGAUCAGUCGCUCGAUGCGUGUGGAAAGAAGCGGCGAAUCAAUGAGGCGGAAGAGCAAACGGAGAAUACAACGUUAGUCAACGUUCAAUCUUGCGGAGAAGAUAGCAAUUCUGGUUUCAAUGUACAUACAGAGGAAUACAAACAGAAUCUGUCAACUAAUAAGGACGAAGGACCUACUAGUGCGACUACAGUAGCGCAAGAAGGAUUUGUAUGCACCUGAUGAUCAUCGUGGGAUUACUAUCUCACGUCAAUCCACAGAUGCUCCUCUGGAUCAUCUAGACUGUAAACAUUUCUCAUGCAACCAUCCACUGCCCACUGUAAGUCCUUCGUUUCGUAAAAGCAAAACAGCGUCACGCAAUGGAGGAAGCUGUUCAGGUGUGGAAUCAAUCAAUUGAUGACAAUUUAUGUGUUUAUGUGAGACACUAUAAUUAAUAGUAUUAUAAAGAAAAACAUCGACAGUCAAUGGGAACAAUUACGCUGGAAGCUUACACGAUUGUGCCAGUGUCUGUGAUGUCAUUUAUAUCACUGGGGUAAUAAUUUUGAAACAUAUAGUUGAAAAGAUUUGCCGCCAUGAAGGUUGAAAAUCUAUUUCGCUUGGAAACAGAAUAGCAAUCAUACUUUUUAUAUUUCCUUUUUGUAUAUAUCAUUUACAUUACUCUUUUUUUUAUCGAUAAACACUUGAACAAGAAACUUAAGAUUUGAUAAUACUUGAUGUAACAUAAUUUUACAUUUAAUUUACAUGACGAGCAAGAAUAGUUUGAUCGAGAAAAUUACAUGUAUGGAAAUUUCCGUAUUUGCGAGUGUUUCCGCAUGUUGGAAAAAAAACACAAAAUAUAAAAUAUAUUCUUAUAUAAGGUGCAUUUUUGUAAUGCACUGCGGAAUAUACUUUAAAAAAUGCAUAUGCGUACGAUUUAGUUGUAAGUAGCUCUGAUAUACCUUAUUAUUCAUAACAACGCAAAUCACGUGCCGUGAUCUGCCUGUUUAAGGUUUUGCAAACAGUACUGUACUGUUAGCGUUUUAAUACGCUUCACUGUUUGUACUAAGUAUGAACUAUUAUUUACGCGAUACUUAAUGUUGCUAUUAUUUACAAGGAUUAGGUGUUCCAUGCAAGUUGCAGAGUAGAAUAUUAUUUACUCCUGGAGCUUACCAUUGUACACAUAAAAGAAAGACACUAAUGGUUUGCUUCGUCACUUUUCGCUAUGCAACUGUAAUGCGAUCGAUAAUAUAACUGCAUUACAAGGAUCACCGACACUGGCAUAAGUCCUAGGAUGUUUCAUUUACAAAGUACGUAGAUUAGUCACUGUAAGAAGAUAAGAAAUAGAGACUUGCAAAUGAAACAUCCCAAAUAGGCCAUUGACUAUCUUAUUGACAAUUAUGUUGCGUGAGAUAGUUUCGUACGGAGCCACCUUUUAGUUUUUGCUCAGAAGCAAAGUUAUAGCUUUAACGAAUUAGAAAACGGGCUGAUUGGACACUUGGAUGAUUGAAAUCACCUGUCACCAACUGGUGAGUUUUUUUUUUCAGGUGUUCAACUGCCUCUCACUCCCACUCUCUACGGCUCUGAUCCUUGAUCCUGAUUCCGAUUACCUUCUCAUCUAUUACAGUCCUCAAUUCACGUGUUAAAGGCAUGUCCACUAAUCAUAUGCUACAAGGUAUUUGAUGUUCAUUCUUUGGUACUUGUAAACGAAAACUUGCGAAUACCGCAGUAUACGCAAAAAUCAGAGUACUUGCAAAGUAAUAUUUGCCAAGUUAAAAAUUUCAGACACAAUUCGUACUAGCAUUGAGAAUUAUAAGAAGAAAUAUCUCUCUUUCCCCGCAUAAUCGACACCGCUAACAACUCGAUUGUUAUAUUGAAAUUUUUAUUAAUUCAAUAUAUAUACAAUUUAAUAGUAACUGCUAAUUAAUUUUUAAAUAUGACAUGAAAAUCUUGAUUAUAAUACUUUGCAAGUGUCAUGAUUUAAUGUUCAGUGAUUAGGAAUCAUUCCGUUACUUGUAUAUAUUCGUAGAUGCGCCUGAGGUGGUAGGUUUCACUCUUUCAAUGCUUGUCUUGUCGAGCCAAUUUUAUUUAUUGAUCGGGAUAUAUACGUUUUCCUAUGUACUAAAAAAACAGUAAUAUCUUAUUUCUUCGCUUUUUCAUGGAUUCACGCUAAUUUCAUGCUUGAAUCUGAGAUUGAGGUAUAUUACGGUACCGUACAAGGAACACUAGGCCAGUUUAUUUGAUCGAUCAUAAAAAAGCUUUCCACACAUUAUUGACGUUACAUGACAUAAUUAGAAACGCGAUUAUCUCUCUAUGUAAAUAACUGAUCAUGAAGUCUACAGCGAAUUCGUUUAGAUACAUCAAUGUGCACAAAUGCAUCCAAUCGAAUUUAUUUUACUCGUGUAUUUUUUUUUAUACCGCCGCAUGUCACACUCGAAUUACUGUGAUCGUUAUUGCUAUUACUAAUGUCGUUUAUCCACGGUUGAAGCUUCUGUCGCUAUUCUCUUGCAUGUUUCACCAUCACUCGCGGGUUUUCCAUCACAGAACAAUUAUUUCAGCUUUGUGGAAUCGAAGUAAUGCACGCGCGCGCGUCACCAGACGAUUCUUGAUCAUAAAUGUCAUAGCAUUCGGAUCUGUUGCAAAGAAAUCUCUUUCAUCACAUUUAAUAGCACAUAUCGGUUUCCCGUGCUAUCGACUCUCAUUGCACCAAUUCCCGGCCAUCCAUUACAACACUCAUUAUCUCGAUACAUUAAACUUGCUGGGAUGUUCCAACUAAUUGUCCGUAUAUUCCUGACGUUAAUCACCGCUAUCUCUUAAGUUCUAAGGUUCAGGGAUUGUACUAUACUUUGCACGGCUUAAACGGAGAAUUUAGACGUGCGAUAAGAACGUGGGCCGUUGUUGUCGAGAUCGCUAUAAGCAGAAAGAUGAGGUACCUGUCGGCGAAUGGGGAGGCCGAGGAUCGCGAAAACAGUGAACAUCAAUGUUAUCCUUGUACGCCAAAUCUUAUCUCCUUUAUUGAUUCGAGGCUGUCAUGCGCCCGAUUCGUACCUCUUUCUCUCUCUUUCUCUCUCUCUCUCUCCCUCCUCUCUCUUUCUCUCUAUCUCGGAGAUAGAUAGACAUGUCUGUAGCACAUUUUCUCAAUCCCCCCGCAUUAGCCUCUCCCUUCUCCUGAAAAACCACCACCGUCGGCCAACGUGGACGUCUUGCAAUUUCGAUAGUGUGGCAAGGGGGGUAACAGGAAAGGAAACGCUAUGUCUCUCACCCGCAAUCUUAUCUUUUAUUAUAUAUAGAAAAAAAGGGAGAGGAAAUACGAGACAGAAACGGGGAAAUACGCUGAAGGAGAAAAGAAAGGAACGAAGCCAGGCGUUGAGGAUUUAUGUCGCGGGUAAUGCGGAAUCGAUGCACAUGAUUUUCUCGCGCGCGGAUGCUGUACGGAUCGCGCUUAGGAUCUCACGUCUUAUAUCGCGAUGGUCGAGAAACUUUUUUUUUUAAAUACAGGAUAUGAUGCGUCCGAUUACCGAGAAAUCGCGCGAAACACCGUACCGAGGACAUCUUCAUGAAUUUAUCCGCAAACAGUCGUAGCUCUCGAAAAACUCGUUCGACGAGUUAUUGUAAGAUAACUUGUAUUUGUACGUGCAUUGAUCGUACGUGCUCGUACGUGAUGCACUUCUGCGAGCAUAACGAACCGCAUAUAUAUCGAUACGUCCGCGAGAUACGCUUUCUUCAUCUCCCUUUUCCCCUCUCGAACGCUGUUUCAUUUUCCGAGCAUUCUCACUGAAAACACGAAGCAGAAUGCGCUUGGCCGCGUGUGCAUCGCCCGCAUAGAUCGCGAAUGGCUGCGUGCUCGCGCGCGAUAACGAUCACCGAUCCGUUGCGCAUCCACAAUCGGCAAUAGCACAAACGAAAAAAAAAUAGAACGAGGAAGGACAUGCAUAAUUUGUAUCCUGUGAACAUUGUACACUCUGUAUCUCUCCUGAAUAAACGAAAAUAAAUUUUUCUUUCAA